Cololabis saira (Pacific saury) is the source of this 2892-nucleotide messenger RNA. RefSeq names its product acylaminoacyl-peptide hydrolase (gene apeh1). Gene Ontology annotation, biological process: proteolysis. Gene Ontology annotation, molecular function: serine-type endopeptidase activity. Lineage: Eukaryota; Metazoa; Chordata; Actinopteri; Beloniformes; Belonidae. The transcript has 22 exons. The coding region runs from base 196 to 2442 and encodes 748 amino acids. The record is from RefSeq and is a predicted model, not a curated record.
AGCUCUGCUGUUGUUGUCAAUCCAGCAGGAACUUCCUCGUCGGGCUCCGUACACUGACAAAUCUCACUCCGUUGCUUUGGAUAAAGCAAAAAGCGACAACAUAACACAGUAAAAUAGCCAUUAUAGAGCCACACAGUUUGAAUGUUAAACUGUAUCCGCAUUUGUGUAGAUGGUUAGCUUCCUGGCUCAUUAGAAAUGAAUAGGGCAUUGUUUGCUGCUGGACGCCUGGCUUCACUGAGACGCUGUUAUUCCGCCUGUCAGGUGAUCACCAACCCGGACGAGAUAGCCAAACUCUACAGAGAACUGAGCCUCUUCCCCUCUCUGAGCAGAGCAGACGUGGGACCAGUCAUCACCUCUCAGUAUGGGGGGAAAUACAGUAACAUCUACACAGAAUGGAGCCAGCGUGAUCUGGAGAGGAAUGAAAAUGUCAAAUUUUGCCGACAGUACAUUGUAUUCCAUGAUGACAAGUCGGUGGUCUACUCUGGAGCCUCGGGAAACUGCACUGAGAUCAGAGCAGAGGUAUUGAGUAAGGAUUCUCCAUCUGGUGAAAUGAAGGCAGUUGUCAGAGGAUGCACAGUCAAAGGAGAGGAAAAGCAGUUUCUGGAGAUCUGGAGUAAAAACAUCAAGAUGAAGAGCAUCAAUCUAACAGCCUUAAAGAAGCAUGGCAAAGUCUAUGAAGAUGAGCAGUUUGGCUGUUUGGUCUGGUCGCACUCUGAGACCCAUCUCUUGUAUGUGGCAGAGAGAAAGAGACCCAAGGCAGAAUCCUUUUUCCAGACAGAGUCACCAGAGUUGUCUGCUAUUGGAGAUGAGGAGGAGACCAUGAGGUUGGACAAAAAAGAGACAGUAAAAGGGGAGCAGUUCGUAUACUACGAGGACUGGGGAGAAGCUUUAGUUAGCAAGAGUUCCCCGGUGCUUUGUGUUUUGGACAUUGAGGGUGACAAUGUCUCUGUGUUGGAAGGAGUGCCUGACGACAUAUCACCUGGACAGGCAUUUUGGGCUCCAGGUGACACAGGGGUGGUUUUUGUGGGCUGGUGGCAUGAGCCUUUCAGACUUGGCCUCAAGUACUGCCCCAACAGGAGGUCAUCUUUGUUCUAUGUGGAUCUUACUGGUGGGAAAUGUGAGCAGCUUUCAUCAGGCACCAGUGCAGUGUGCUCCCCAAGACUGAGCCCGGACCGGUGCCGUAUCGUCUACCUAGAAUGUUCUGUGUACGGGCCACACAUGCAGUGCAGCAGGCUCUGCAUGUACGACUGGUACACUAAGAAGACCUCGGUUGUGGUGGAUGUGGUGAAGCGAUCUAGAGAAGAUGGCUUUACUGGCAUCUACGCUAGUCAGUUAUCACCACAGUGCUGGUCAGCUGACAGUCAGCGUAUUGUCAUUGCUUCUCCUCAGCGCAGCCGCAAGGAUCUGUUAAUGGUGGAUAUAAAUACAGGGAGCAUCACCUCUCUGACUGCAAAGUCUGAUAUGGGCAACUGGUGUCUACUGAAUGUGGAGAGGGAUCUGAUGGUGGUCAGCUGCUCCUCUCCUAACUGUCCCCCGAGUCUGAGAGUGGGCUUCCUUCCAAGCAGGGAUUCUCAGGAGGAGGUGGCCUGGGUUACUUUGGAAGACUCUCAGAUGUUGCCAGAUGUUGACUGGAAGAUCAUGACUUUCACUCCACCGCAGGAGCAAGACAACAGUCAAUACCCCGGCCUAGAUUUUGAAGCAUUGCUGAUCAAACCAAAGGAAGUUAAAGAUGAAGUGAAGCUGCCUCUCAUCGUCAUCCCUCAUGGUGGUCCACACUCAGUGAUUGUAGCUGAUUGGCUUCUGAGCUCCUCUGUGCUUUGCCGAAUGGGUUUUGCAAUAUUACUGGUGAACUAUCGAGGCUCUCUUGGGUACGGCCAGGACAGUGUCUACUCCUUACCGGGCAAUGUGGGCACCCAGGAUGUCAAAGAUGUUCAAUUUGCUGUUGAAAGUGUCCUGAAAAGUGGCGAGUUUGAUGCACAGAAAGUGGCAGUAUGUGGGGGCUCCCAUGGGGGUUUUCUUGCCUGUCAUCUGAUUGGCCAAUACCCGGGUUUCUACAAGGCGUGCGUGACCCGCAACCCUGUCAUCAAUAUGGCCUCUAUGAUUGGCAGCACAGACAUCCCAGACUGGUGUAUGGUUGAGUCUGGCUACGACUACAGUCCAGACUGUCUGCCCGACCCUGCUGUCUGGGAGCAGAUGUUGAACAAGUCUCCCAUUAAAUAUGUCACACAGGUACAGACACCAGUGCUGCUUACUUUAGGUGAAGAUGACAAGCGUGUUCCCAGCAAGCAAGGAAUCGAAUACUACAGAGCUCUGAAGGCAAAGAAGAUUCCCGCUCGGUUGCUGUGGUACCCAGGGAACAACCACUCUCUCUCUAAUGUGGAUGCAGAGUCGGAUGGCUUCAUGAACAUUGCUCUGUGGAUAAUUCAACACCUAAAUCAGUGAUUGUACAUUUCACUUCUGUGCAAUAGGGCUGAAUCUCUACUGUGUGUAAGCGAUGUUAUGUGCCCAUUAUGAGAUCCAGACUAAAGCCAAAGAAUAUUAAGUGCUCUCCAACCAGAACACACGUCUUUCGACUGUAAUUCACUCAUAAUCUGUCUGUGGGUUUCAACUGUCAUGGAUAAGUUCAGUGAGUGAAUGGGGAAGUGACCGUUUUAACAUGGCACUGGUAUAAAAGCAGUUUUGAUUCAAUGGAAAUAUCUUAUUGGAAUUAUUUUGAAUGAUCUUAUAAUCAAGGGCUUUAUAUGUUUGCUUUUCUGGGGGUUAUGUUAACAAAUGAAACCUAAUUUUGUAAUCAUAUUUUCUGUAGUAAUAUUUUUCUUUCUUUUUUGUGAAAUUAGUGUUCUUUUGAUGUUAUGAUACAGUCCACUUUAAUAAAGCAAUUUUGAAAACUUC